Ceratosolen solmsi marchali is the source of this 2376-nucleotide messenger RNA. RefSeq names its product eukaryotic translation initiation factor 3 subunit B (gene eIF3b). Gene Ontology annotation, cellular component: eukaryotic translation initiation factor 3 complex. Gene Ontology annotation, molecular function: translation initiation factor binding; translation initiation factor activity; RNA binding. NCBI's taxonomy places the organism in Eukaryota, Metazoa, Arthropoda, Insecta, Hymenoptera, Agaonidae. The record is from RefSeq and is a predicted model, not a curated record. The transcript has 11 exons. Bases 61 to 2199 code for a protein of 712 amino acids. Gene Ontology annotation, biological process: translational initiation.
UAUCUUGCCGCGUAGACAUUCUGCUUGUGUUCUAUUUCCUUUUCGCGGAGGUGCUUCAAGAUGGCGAAGAAAUCUUCGUCCGAUAAAGCUCCGCAAAAUGAGGAUCCUGGUAAGACGAGCGAUGAGAUGAGCAACGGUAACGAGGAGCCGAAUUUCAGCGAUCCCGAGGACUUUGUCGAUGAUAUUGAGGACGAUGAACUCUUGGAUGACAUAAUAGAACAAAAACCUUCUGAAACAGAUGGUGUAGAAUCUGUAAUUGUCAUAGAUGGAGUACCAAUUGUAGAACCAAAACGAUUAGAAAAACUACAGUCUGUAAUUGAAAAAAUUUAUGGAAAAUUUGGGGCAAUAGUUAAUAAGUAUUAUCCUCAAGAUGAAAAUGGAAUGACUAAAGGAUAUGUUUUUUUUGAGUACAGCAAUCCAACAAGUGCUUUAAAUGCAGUGAAGCAAGCAAAUAAUUACAAAAUCGAUAAGAUUCAUACUUUUAAGGUAAAUCUCUUUACUGAUUUUAAAAAAUUCGAGAAUAUUCCAGAAGAUUGGGAACCACCAAAAUCUCAGCCAUUUAAAGCGGCAACAGAUUUGCACAAUUAUUUAUUGGAUCCAGAUGCGUACGACCAAUUCUGCAUUGUUUCUGGUAAUGUAGGAUCCACUAGUGUUCAGAUAUGGCAGAAUUGUGCACCAGAUUGUGUUGUUGUCGAGGAUCGUCCUCGUUGGACCGACACUUAUGUAAAAUGGUCACCAUUGGGAACAUAUUUGGCCACCUUCCACAAACUGGGAGUAGCCCUAUGGGGGGGUCCACAAUUUCCUCAGCAGGUGAAGUUCAUCCAACGAGGUGUUGAGUGUAUUGACUUCUCUCCAUGUGAACGUUACUUAGUUACAUACUCACCUCGCAGUGAGGGUACAGACAAGCGUUUAGUUAUGUGGGACAUACUCACAGGUCAAGAAAAGAGAUCUUUUCAACCAGAUGGACCUAAUGUUUGGCCUAUUUUUCGCUGGUCUCACAACGACAAGUAUGUUGCUUACAUGGGUGAGGAUGUUCUUAGUGUUUACGAGACUCCGUCAUUUGGUCUACUUGAUAAGAAAAGUAUAAAAAUACCAGGUAUCAGGGAUUUCAGUUGGUCACCAACUGACAAUAUCAUUGCUUUUUGGGUUCCGGAAGACAAGGAUGUACCUGCUAGAGUUACAUUGAUGGAAAUACCUAGUCGUAAUGAAAUUCGUAAAAAUAAUCUAUUUAAUGUUGCUGAUUGUAAAAUAUUUUGGCAAAAAUCGGGCGAUUAUUUAUGUGUGAAAGUUGAUCGUUUUGCCAAGAAAAAAGAAAAAACUGAACAGAAAUAUACGGAAAGUUGUAAAUUUCAAACAUUACAACACUUUCAGGGAAUGUCUUACAACUUCGAAAUUUUUCAUAUGCGUGAAAAACUUAUUCCCGUUGACAGUGUAGAAAUAAAGGAACCCAUUCAUUCUUUUGCGUGGGAACCAGUGGGAAAUAAAUUUGCGAUUAUUCAUGGUGAAUCACCUAGCGUAAAUGUUAGUUUUUAUGAAGUACGCUGUGGACAUGGUCCUGCUCUUCUCAAAAAAUUGGAGAAAAAAGCAUGCAAUCACUUAUUCUGGUCGCCGUCUGGUCAAUUUAUUGUGUUGGCUGGACUUACUACUAUGUCUGGGGCUUUAGAAUUUAUCGAUACUAAUGACUUCACUGUUAUGAAUCUGACGGAUCAUUAUCAAACUUCUGAUGUUGAGUGGGAUCCAACGGGCCGUUAUGUAGUAACAUCAGUGUCAAGCUGGAAGACAAGUGUCGAUAAUGCUUAUUGGCUUUGGACAUUCCAAGGUAGAAUUUUAAAGAGAGUCAACCUUAAUCAUUUCAAUCAGUUUCUGUGGCGUCCAAGACCGCCAACUCUACUCACCAGUGACCAGAUCAAGGAGAUCAAGAAAAAUCUAAAGAAAUAUUCAGCCCAAUUUGAAAGCAAGGAUCGUCUUCGUCUUACGCGUGCUUCCAAGGAAUUGAUAGAAAAACGUUGUGCUCUAAUGAAAUCAUUUGAUACUUAUCGCACAGAACGUACUGAAGAAUGGAAUAAGCAAAAGAAACGUCGUAUGGAAUUACGUAAAAAUAUUGAUACAGAUGAGUUGGAUUCAGACACAAAGAAUAUGGAUGAGGAAGUUGUAGAAUUUUUCGUCAAAGAAGAAUCGUUCAUAAUCGACGAUAAAUAAAAAAUCUCUUUUAAGCUAUUUCUUUUAUAAAAUCAAGCAAACAAUUCUUGAAUUACCCUGUAAUAGGAAAAUAACAUCUAUUUUAAAACAACUGGCAACCAAAAGUAUUUUAGAUAACUGCCAGUACAGCCGGACUGUUAAAGAAAUAACUGUCAAGAAAACGACAGUUAAACAAAA